Molecule: messenger RNA, 1551 nt
Organism: Cyphellophora europaea CBS 101466
Lineage: Eukaryota; Fungi; Ascomycota; Eurotiomycetes; Chaetothyriales; Cyphellophoraceae
Exons: 2
Coding region: 1-1551 (516 amino acids)
Molecular function (GO): aldehyde dehydrogenase (NAD+) activity
Source: RefSeq, a predicted model, not a curated record
AUGGCCAACAGCACCGCCGCCGCCGCAGAUCCCCUCCCCCACCACCCCAACUUCCACCCGUCCUUCUCCCCUCCCUCUUCCCCUUCCCAAUCCUCCUCCUCGACCCCCUCCUCCGCCGCGGAACUCAUCACAGUACUCAACCCCGCCACAGCUGACCCCCUCGCCACCAUCUCCGCCACUCCAGCGACCACGAUCGCCGCCCUGGUGGCGCACGCCAACGAGCAGUUCCGUCAGGGAGCGUGGGCGCGCGCCGACGCGAGCGAGCGCUUCAGAGUUCUGGCGCGGGCGGGCGUGUUGAUCAGGGAGAGGAUGGCGGAGUUGGUGGAUUUGGAGGUCAAGCAGACGGGGAGGCCGGUUAGGGAGAUGACAGCGCAGUUGGGGAGGGUGGGGGAGUGGUUUGACUAUUUCGCCUCCCUAGCCCGCACGCACCAAGACGACUCCACGCCCUUCAAAGGCCCCGUGCUCAACGUGCUCAAAUGCCAGCCCCUGGGUGUCUGCGCGCUCAUCACGCCCUGGAACCACCCCGUCCUGAUCGCGAGCAAGAAACUCGCCGCCGCGCUCGCGGCCGGCAACGUCGUCAUCCUCAAACCCUCGGAGCUGGCGCCCCUGUCGGUGCUGAAGCUGGGCGAGAUCCUGCGCGAGGCGGGGCUGCCGGACGGGACGCUGUCGAUCGUCAAUGGCUACGGGCGGGAGACGGGCAAGUUUCUCUGUGAAGCGAAGGGGUUGGCCAAGAUUGACCUGACGGGUGGGCUGGCGACGUAUGAGGCCGUGGCGCCGACGGCGGCGCGGAAUCUGACGGGCUUGACGGCGGAGUUGGGCGGGAAGGCACCCGUCUGUAUCUUCCAGAGCGUGGGCGCGGAGAAGGGGGUCAGGGCGGCUUUGUUUGCGUCGUUCAUCGCCGCGGGACAGACGUGUGUGACGGGAAGUCGGCUGUUGGUGCACGAGCGGAUCUACGACGAGUUCAAGGAGGUGUUGGUGAGGAGGGUGGCGGCGUUGAGGGUGGGCCACCCCCGCGACGAGCACACGCAGGUGGGAGCACUGAUCAACGAUGCGGCGGUGCAGAGGUGCAGCAGCUUCAUCCGCAAGGCGGAGGAGGAGGGCGACGUCAUUCUCUGCGGCGGGAAGCCAACCAGCGUAGACGGGCGAGGGUACUUCUUCGAGCCGACCGUCGUGGAAACACAGCGAAAGUCCUUCCUCAGCUGCCACGAGGUCUUUGGCCCAGUCAUCGCGCUCAUCCGCUGCAAGGACGAAGACGACAUCGUCCGCACCGCCAACGACUCCGCAUUCGCACUGGGCGCUUCGGUGUGGACCGACGACUUUGCGCAAGCGCACAGGGUGGCGGACAAGAUCGACGCGGGCGUCGUGUGGGUGAAUGGGCAUCACCUCAAUGACCCGAGCAGUCCCUGGGGCGGGUGGAAGGAGUCCGGCAUGGGCAAGGAGAACGGCGUCGAGGCGUUUGAGAGCUAUACCAAGGUGAAGAGUGUGGUGUUCAAUUAUGGGAUUGAGCCGAGUUGGUUCGACGAGGUGGGAGCGGGCACGCGGUAUGGCUGA